UCGCUAUGAAACCAUUUGGUUGUGAGUCCCAGCAGCCUCCAAUAAUUUCUCUCUCUCAUCCCAUCCUCGAUUAUUUCUCUCUUGUUCAUCAUCACCGUCCUCGAUCACGUACCCAUUGCAUUCUUCUUCUUCUUCCUUCGUUCCCCGCCCAUCUCCCCUAUUCCAAUGGGGAACUGUUGCGCUCAGGGUGAUUCCUCCGGCGAUCCUCAGAGCGCAACAAACGGGGACUCACUAUCAUUAUCAUCGUCAUCGUCAUCGUCAUCGCAUAACAAGAAUAAUAACGGGUGCGAUAAUGCCACGACACCCCCGACGGCCGCCGCGGCCCCGUCCGCCGGGAAGGUGGGGAAGGUGCUGGGGCGGGCGAUGGAGGACGUCCGCGCGACGUAUAGUAUUGGGAAGGAGCUGGGGAGGGGGCAGUUCGGGGUGACGCACCUGUGCAUUCACAAGAAAACGGGCGAGCAGUUCGCGUGCAAGACGAUCGCGAAGCGGAAGCUGGUGAACAAGGAGGAUAUCGAGGACGUGCGGCGGGAGGUUCAGAUUAUGCACCAUUUGUCCGGGCAGCAGAACAUUGUGGAGCUGAAGGGGGCGUAUGAGGAUAAGCACUCGGUGCAUUUGGUUCUGGAGCUCUGCGCCGGCGGGGAGCUCUUUGACCGGAUUAUCUCCAAGGGGCAUUACACGGAACGCGCCGCCGCGUCGCUGCUGAGAACCAUUGUGCAGACUGUUCAUAGCUGCCAUUCCAUGGGCGUCAUCCAUAGAGAUCUCAAGCCCGAGAACUUCCUCCUCUUGAAUAAGGAUGAAAAUUCUCCUCUUAAGGUUACGGAUUUCGGCCUCUCUGUCUUCUACAAGGAAGGAGAAGUAUUUAAAGACAUAGUAGGCAGUGCAUAUUACAUAGCACCAGAAGUGUUGAAAAGAGGUUAUGGACCUGAGGUUGAUAUAUGGAGUAUUGGAAUAAUGUUAUAUAUUCUUCUUUGUGGAGUUCCCCCUUUUUGGGCAGAAUCAGAGAAUGGAAUCUUCAAUGCAAUAUUGCGUGGUCAUAUUGAUUUUACAAGUGAUCCAUGGCCUUCAAUUUCACCUGGUGCAAAGGACAUUGUUAGGAAGAUGUUGAAGUCAGACCCAAAGCAAAGGUUGACAGCUUUUGAAGUCUUGAAUCAUCCGUGGAUCAAGGAGGAUGGAGAAGCACCAGAUACACCACUAGACAAUGUUGUCUUCGAUAGAAUCAAACAGUUCAGAGCCAUGAACAAGUUCAAGCAAGUUGCUCUUCGGGUGAUAGCAGGGUGCCUGUCAGAAGAAGAAAUAAUGGGAUUGAAGGAAAUGUUCAAAUCCAUGGAUUCAGAUGGGAAUGGCACUAUUACCCUUGAGGAGCUAAAGCGAGGAUUAGCUAAGCAAGGGACAAAGCUCUCAGAAUAUGAAGUUAAACAGUUAAUGGAAGCUGCUGAUGCUGAUGGAAAUGGACUGAUAGACUAUGAAGAGUUUAUUACAGCAACAAUGCACUUGAACAAACUGGACAGAGAAGAGCAUCUCUACAAGGCAUUCCAAUACUUUGACAAAGACCAUAGUGGAUUCAUUACAAGAGACGAACUGGAGCAGGCGUUACGAGAUUUUGGUAUGAGUGACGAUAAUGAUAUAAAAGAAAUCAUUUCCGAUGUUGAUGCAGAUAAUGAUGGGCAUAUAAACUACGAUGAGUUUGCAGCGAUGAUGAGGAAAAGCGAUCCGGAUGUUGCCGGCAAUCCUAAGAAACGGAGAGAUGUGUUUGUUUCGGCAUGAAAUGAAAUUAAUUAAAAGAUGGAGAUCAGAGGGAAUAGAUUAACUUCCCGCCCAGUUUUGUGCAUAUUAUAUAUAGUAGUGGAGGGAGAAAUCAAAUUAAAUUAAAU
Ipomoea nil (Japanese morning glory) is the source of this 1871-nucleotide messenger RNA. RefSeq names its product calcium-dependent protein kinase 17-like. The record is from RefSeq and is a predicted model, not a curated record. Gene Ontology annotation, biological process: peptidyl-serine phosphorylation; protein autophosphorylation; intracellular signal transduction. Bases 166 to 1764 code for a protein of 532 amino acids. Gene Ontology annotation, cellular component: nucleus; cytoplasm. Gene Ontology annotation, molecular function: ATP binding; calcium/calmodulin-dependent protein kinase activity; calcium-dependent protein serine/threonine kinase activity. Lineage: Eukaryota; Viridiplantae; Streptophyta; Magnoliopsida; Solanales; Convolvulaceae. The transcript has 8 exons.